Molecule: messenger RNA, 2367 nt
Organism: Bipolaris oryzae ATCC 44560
Lineage: Eukaryota; Fungi; Ascomycota; Dothideomycetes; Pleosporales; Pleosporaceae
Exons: 4
Coding region: 1-2367 (788 amino acids)
Biological process (GO): anaphase-promoting complex-dependent catabolic process; protein K11-linked ubiquitination; positive regulation of mitotic metaphase/anaphase transition
Cellular component (GO): anaphase-promoting complex
Source: RefSeq, a predicted model, not a curated record
AUGACGAUACCUCGUUACCUUACAGCGCAAAAGAUCAGUCUUCUUGUUUUGACUCGGCUCUACUGCACUUCUCCUCUCCCUUCUUCCGCGACAAUACCCGUUCUCUCCUUCAUCUUGUCAGACAGCUUGCCUUCAACACCAUCCAGCGCACGGCCACAGCCCUCUACCUCAAACCAGCAGGAUGCAUCUUUUUCGAUCGAUGCAUUCGAAGAUGUUCUCCAAGGACAUGCGUCAAACAUACCGGGCCGGACCCUGCUCGACCUAUUUCUCAAGCAAAUGUGGGAGAUAAAUUCUUUCGAUGCGCUGCAUGCUCUCUUUGACAGUAUUCCGGAGAUUGUUACGGGGCAGCAGCCAUCAAACCAAGAUGAGGAGAUACCAGACCGCACUUAUCUAUCCAAAACGUCGCCCCUUGGUGCAUUUGUUCGUAGAGCACAUUUGGAGUUUACAAGACUGCAAUUCGACGAUUCAAUGAAACUCUGGUCAUCAUUCAUUAAAUACAGAGCUCCAACAGCGCAAUGGACCAAGCGGCUUGCUGGCCUAGCUUCAAGCGGCGUCGAUGUGGUCACUUCUGAGAUGGACUUGAGAGCUGGAGAUGAUGUGUAUGAAAUCGCAUACGGCCACCUAGAGGACCAAGAAGAGCAGGGUGCAGAUACAAGCCUGGAUGACCUGGAUCGGAUACUCGACUUCCAACUUGAUCGAUUGCAAAAGUUUGGAGAUCGCGUUCCAGAUGAAAUGAAAAGUCGGUUGCGCAGCAUGGUGAGCCCGUCAGGACAGGUACAUCGCCAGGCGCAUCUGGUGCACUUUUUCGAUGCCUGGAAGGCGGGAGACUACACAUCCGCAUUUGACAAUCUGCAUCGCUACUACGACUAUGCUAUGCAGACACGUGAGAAAAUUCAUUACCAGUAUGCCCUGUUACACAUGGCUAUUCUGCAGGCAGAUUUUGGCUGCUUUGGUGAGGCUAUAGCUGCUAUCAACGAGACUAUUGCAACAGCUCGGGAAAACCAGGACAUGACUUGUUUGAGCUUUAGUCUUAGCUGGUUGAACCAUAUGGCCAAAGCAUACCCAAAGCAGAUGAGAGGUGCAGGGUACAUGAGCAUGCUUGGAAGUGAGCGAGAUGCAUUGGCAUUCCUUAAGGCCAAGGCAAAAGAUGCUAAAAUGUAUCAUCUACUCAGCGCAAGUCUUCUCAACGAGGCAAAGCUUUCUCUCUCAACAGGCGAUUCCAUCCCACGAGCACUGGAACACAUCUACCAGUCCUCCCACCUCAACAUCAAAGAGAAUGUAAACAGCUAUGGCGGUCAAAUGCUUCUCAUUGGAACGCUCUACAACCGCCUUGGCAUACCACAUCUAUCUAACGUGCACUGCGAGCUCCUUCUUGACUGCUACUCGCACUCAUGUCCCGUUGAAGAGCGUCUCCGUGCCAUUGGGCGCAAAGCCUUUGUCACCAGUCAGAGCGGCAACUACGAUGAAGCGAUGUCUAUCCUCGAAUCUGUGGAUACAUCCAUACACAAGUCUCUCAAGUUCAAUCAGUUCCUCAUUCUAUGUAUGGGCCUCAUCAAGUUGAGAAAAGCUAUCCGAAGAUCUGACUGGCCAACGGCUACGCACCUCCUCGAGACACUCAAGCCCUCCAGCUCCCCUUCCACGCCCCCACUUGACCCAGAACUGUCGUUCAUCCAGCACGACACUUAUAUCAACUAUCUCAUCUCGACAGCUCAGUUUCCACUUGCGUACCAAUGCAUUUCAGCUCUUGCCCAGUCUCUUAAAGAAGAUAAUGCCGAUAUCCAACAGCGUAUUUCUGUACUGCUUAUGCAAGCUGAUCUCUGGAUCAAAGUGGGGAAACCAGAGAGAGGCUUCAGUGUGGCACUCCGGGCAGCGAGUGUAAGUUUCAGGGCACGCUUGGGAUUCACACUUUGGUGUGCAGUGGGCUGUCUAGGCGCAAUCUUGAAUUCGCUAGGCGAGUAUCAAGCGGCGAAGAGGUUGGUCGAGGGUGUGCUUCCUCAGGCUCUAGAAGGCGGCGACAAAAUGCUCAUCGGAACUCUAUACUCGCACUUAUCAGAUUCCUACAUGGGCCUUGCUAAUCCCAAUCUCCCACUUACCACUACCGUUACGGCUUCCAACCCGCCCCAAACACCUGCGACUCCCACAGCACCAUCGUACCGUUCCCGUUCUACCAAUGUCGCCAAAGCAGAACUCUACAUUGAUCGUGCACGCGAUAGUUUCCGGAAAGCGGGGUACCUAGAUGGCGAAUGCGAGCAGCUGAUGAAGAAGGCGAUCAUCGCCAAAUUGCGGGGUGACGAAAAAGUAGCGGAGGAAUGGGCAAUGAGGCACAAUAGCGUUUGGGAGGAAGGACUUGCGGCACUAGAAGGCUAA